UAUUUCUACUCCAAAGAUCCAAAUGGAUGCCCCUUCCCGGAGGGCAUUGGAAGAAUGUCAUGAUCAAAUUGUGCGAGACCUUGACGUAAAGUUUGUGAUCACAAAGCUGCUGGAGAACCAUGUCAUAUCCAGGGAAGACUGGGAGGACAUUGAUGCUUGGCCAGAGACCCAGGCCAUCAGGCGUUGCCAGAAGUUGCUGGAUAUCUUGAAAUCAAAAUGCACCAGAGAAUUAUUUGACAAAUUUGUUGCAAUUCUGAAAGAUGAUUAUUCAUGGCUUGCCAAUUCCCUCAAAGAGGCAAGGGGGUCCAAGCUGUCCAGAAGCAGAACCAUUGAUGUGCAAUAUUACAUCAGAAGGGGUGGCAUACCUUCAGCCCCGAAGUAUCUGGUUCCUCGACCAUCUUUAACAAUGGAAAUCUCUUCCAAAUUGCAUGGUAUGAGAGACCAGGACUUCCUUGUUCUUCAUGGGAUGACUGGCUCUGGGAAGUCAGUAUUGGCAACUGAAGUGGCACGGGAUUCACAGAUGAUAUCUGAGUGCUUUCCUGAUGGGAUUUUCUGGGUGAAAGUGGGAGAAGUCGACCAGGAAUCUCUCCUUGCUAAGAUGCAGCUGCUAUAUGAGAAACUUGACCAUGAAAGCUCCCGCACGAAUGUAUUGCUUCCAUCAAUAGAAUUUGCUCGAGGACGUCUUCAGAGGGUCCUUGAAAAUCAGGGUGAUAUUGGGCGACGCCCAUCCACAAAGAAGAUACUCUUGGUGCUUGAUGAUGUAUGGAGUGCAAAAGUCAUUCAUGCUUUUGACAUUGGUUGCAAGGUGCUGGUCACAACUCAGGAUCAGAGUGUGAUUAAUGGUGCCAAGGAUGAAGGCAGAGCACACUUCAUUCAGGUGACCCAUGGCCUAACAGUGGAGGAAUCCAAAGAACUUCUGGCUAGAUGGGUGCAAAAUGGAAAUUCAGCAGAGGAUCUCCCACAGGAGGCUGAGGACAUUCAUGAUCUAUGCAGAGGAUCUCCCAUGAUGCUAUCACUGGUAGGCUCAAUGUUGGCUGAUAAUCAGCGCUCCAAUAAGUGGAUGUACAUGAUUGACAAACUGAAGCAGAAGAAGCUCAGCUUAGUCACGAAGCAGAGAGAUUAUGGACAUCUGACUGUCAAUGAUGCUAUUGCAAUGAGUUUGGAAAACUUGAAAGAAGACCUGCAAAAGAAAUACCAAUGUCUGGCUGUGUUCAUGGAUGAUGUCUGCUUCUCCUCAGAAUCCUUGGCAGCAUUAUGGGAUAUGGAUCCAGAGGAGGCAGAUGAACCAGGGCUCAUUCUGGUGAGGAAGUCUCUUCUCACAAGAGAAUAUGAUAGUCGCACAGACACUCAUGUCUAUGCCAUCCAUGACCUGCAACUCAAUUAUCUGAAGAGCCUGAUUGAUGAAGAAGAGCUAAAGCAGCUCCAUGAGAAGCUGGUUGUCUGGUACCUCAAGAAAGCCACGGAGGGGAAUUACAUGAAUGUGCCUCAUGAUAAUUACUUUUUCUGGUGGGUGGGCCACCACAUCUACUGUGCUAAGCGCUAUGAUCUCUUCCCUGAGUUGUACCUCAACCUGAGCUUUGUUUGUGCCAAGAUCCAAGCAACAGGGCCAUCUGAUCUCCUCAAUGACUUUGAGAAGUACAAAGAAUAUCUUGACUCAGAUCCACUGAUGGAAGGACUGAAUACCGUGAACCACAAGAAGAGAUUGGAUAUAAUGGAGUUUGUUCGAACACAUUCACACGAGCUGGAUGAAGCUUAUUCUGACAUCUUGCAGUUGGCAUUGUCUGAGCCUGCAGCAUCUCAUGUGCGGAUGGAAGCAGAGGGAUUGAUUGAUCAGAGACCUCAAAAGUUGUACCUGGAAUGCAUGAAGGCACCAAAAAAGCCAGGAUUGCAGUUGACCAGACUCCAUUCUGAAACUGUCCAGUGUGCCCUCUUUCUUCACGAUGGGUCCAAUAUUCUUGUUGGAGAGGCAUCUGGAAUCAUUCGAUUAUGGGAUGCUAAGUCUGGAGUGGAACAGGAAACCUUUAUUGGACAUGCAAACCAACCUGUGACAGGUCUUGCAAUUACAAGUGAUGGAUCUCUUUUCAUUUCAACAUGUGAAGAUGGGAGUGCCAAGGUUUGGAAAAUCCUAGAUGCAACCAAGCAGCAGAAGAGACGUAGUCGUACACCAUCAGGAAACUCCCUCCUGUAUUCACCACGCCUGAGACCACUGAGUUGGGCAGAGCAUUUCCUUGAUGAGGGAAAGGCAAGUGAAGACCGAAGCAUAAAAACCUUCUCUGGUCACCAGAGCCAGAGAGUCCUUUGCUGUGGGUUGUAUGACAAGACCAAGCUGGCAUGCACCGGAGCUGGUGAUGGCUUUGUCAAGGUGUGGUCCUAUGGAGAUUCCCCUGAGGUUACCUCCCUCCCACAUCGCAGUAAAGUGAAGGCAGUGAAGUUCUCCUCCCUUGGAGAUGUCCUUGCAGUUGGCUGUGAAGAUUCCACGAUCUUCCUCUAUGAAAUGAUAAAUUGGAACAGAGUUUUUUCUUUCAAGCAACAUCGAAUGGCCAUCGUUGAUAUCCAUUUUUUACAAGGUGGUCAAGGGAUCAUUACAGUUUCUGAAAAUGACAUCUUCAAAUGGUCCCACCUACUUGAGCUUGAGGAGAAGGACAUUGAAAAUGGGAAUGUUUCCCCAAACAUGGAUGCAGUUGGAAGGAGGGAGUCAGACAGCAGUGCUGUCCCGGAAUCCCUCAGUCGAUCUCGCUUCAUCAAAAAGCAUUCAACUGGCUCACGAUUUCGUUCUCAUGUUCAGGGUGUUCAAGUGCAAUUAAGGAACCAGUCAACUAACCAGUUGGUGUACACAUGCUCAAGUGUAAGCAAGAGUGGGAAGUAUCUAGCAGUUGGAACCCAUGCCAAGGAUAUCAUCAUCUGGGAUGUUGAGAGUCAGUACAUAACUGCCUUUCAAAAGCCUCAUAGCAGCUCCGUGACAGUCAUGCAUUUUUCACCAAAUGAGAACUACCUCUUGUCAUCAUGUGGUGCAACCCUCAUGAUUUGGGAUGUCUCCAGUUUCCUUUCUCUGGAAGUUGCUCCCUUAACAUCUGUCUUUAAUGCUCGGUUCAAAGUUACUCAACCAGACCAGCCUGUCAUUGCUAUUGCAGGGCGCAACUCCUGUUUGCAUGUGUUCUCUGGCAUGGAGGGGAACAAAGUUUGUGAAGGUGUGAAGGAAGACAACCUGAUUACCUGUAUACAGAUUCUGGAAGAUUGUUCUUGGAUAGCAUAUGGGAUAGAAGAUGGGCGUGUUGUACUCUUCAGCGUCCGUGAUAAGAAACCCUAUAGGCUCUACCAACACGAAAAUGACAGCAGCAUCACAAGUUUGGCUGUUGGAGGUGGAGAUCGGUUCAUCAUCUCGGCAGAUAUGAAUGGACGCAUAAAGAUCUUCCAGAGGGACCGAAAAUCUGGUCACAAGGGGAAGUUGGUUCAGUGUCAGCCUCAUCCAAACUACAUGAUAGACCAAAUGACCAUCCUCAAAUAUUCAACCCUACUCUGUGCUCUUCUACGGGAUGGGAGCAUACACUUCUACAGUCUUGAUGAUGGGAGCCAAAUGUAUAAGUUGUCUAUGGCAAAGGGAGGGCUAACAAGCAUUGAUGUGUCAACGGAUGAGGUGCACAUUUGUGGAGGUGCUCAUUAUGGACAUUGUGUUUAUGUGUGGGCCAUACCUCCUGACUGGGUGAAUGGGAAAAAGGGAUGCUUUCAUGACCCCAAGGUACUCUAUGGGCCUCAUAAUACCAUUCGAGUCUGUAGAUUUUCUCAGCAGGGUCAUCGCAUUGCUGCUUCAGACAAACUUGGACUUAUCUAUGUAUGGAAUGCAAAAACAGGAGAUCUCUUGACACCUAGCCCUCUCAUGCUUCAUUCAAACCUAGUACGAGAUCUCCGCUUCUCCAUGUGUGGUUCCUUUCUGGUAACUGUGGGAGAAAAAAUUGCUUGGUGGGAUAUUUGGGCACUCCUCUCAACACCAAUUCAAGCUCCAAGUCCAUCAAGUGAAGAAAGCUUUGAUGGGUCUAUUGAAUCUAGCUUUCGUAGAAUGAUGAACGGAUUCCGCUCCCGAAUGCGAAUUGGAAAUGGAAUAAUGGGCUCUUCUUCUACUAAAGAAUGUCGAUGUGGCAGCAUUCUGCACACAAAAAGAGGAAGACGUGGGAAAAGAGAACUACUGCAGGCCAUGGAACUGAGUGGAAACACAGCUAACUGGGUGAUUGCUUCACCAGACUUCAAUGUCUUCAUCACUGUCAAUGAAUCAGGGAUGUUCUACAUUUUCAGAGCCAUCAUUUGAUCACUGCCUCUAUUUUCUACUAGGCCUAUUUACUAUACAACUGCCUUUCUCUGCUUCUUUCAAAGAUCUCAAAUGCCUUUCAGGGCUUUCUUUUCACUCUGUCUCUUGAUCAGUAACAUAAGUCUUGCUCAAGUUGCCUCUGUGACUUUUCCUAAGAAAUUUAUCUCUGGUUUUUCUAAUUGUUUGUGUUGACAGAUUGUGAUGAAUGAUACAAUCAUCAGUUUGCAUGUAGCCAUUCCGUGAUUGUCAGUUAUCUGUGAUUAUGAGAUUCCUUUCACUCAAUUACCAUUAGAUCGUGUUAAUUUAUGAAUUUUCUACUUACAUGUACAGGAACUAUGGAAAAAAUGCAGUAGAAGAGUACCUGCUAUUUGAUAAUACCAACCUG
Molecule: messenger RNA, 4685 nt
Organism: Darwinula stevensoni
Lineage: Eukaryota; Metazoa; Arthropoda; Ostracoda; Podocopida; Darwinulidae
Source: the annotation of a GenBank genome assembly